GGGACCUGGGUAGACGGAGAAGCCGGAAACAGCGGGCUGGGGCAGCCACUGCUUACACUGAAGAGGAAGGAGGAGAGGGUUGUGUGUGUGUGUGUGUGUGUGUGUGUGUGUUAUUUUUUUUUGUUUGUCGGUGGUGGUGGUGGUGGUGGAGGUGGGGUCCUAGCAGGGCCAGCCCUGAACUCGCUGGACAGAGCUACAGACCCAUGGGGCCUGGCAGUGCCCGCUGAGAGAGGGAGAAGACAGCAGAGGGGUUGCCAAGGCACCCUCCAAUAACUAGAUCAUGUCGCUCUGGGGGCUGGUCUCCAAGAUGCCUCCAGAGAAACUGCAGCGGCUCUAUGUGGACUUCCCCCAGCACCUGCGGCAUCUCCUGGGUGACUGGCUGGAGAAUCAGCCCUGGGAGUUCCUGGUCGGCUCAGACGCUUUCUGCUGCAACAUGGCUAGCGCCCUACUUUCAGCCACUGUCCAGCGCCUUCAGGCCUCGGUGGGAGAGCAGGGGGAGGGAAGUGCCAUCUUGCAACACAUCAGCACCCUGGAGAACAUAUAUCAGAGGGACCCCCUGAAGCUGAUGGCCACUUUCAGACAAAUACUUCAAGGGGAGAAAAAAGCUGUUAUGGAACAGUUCCACCACCUGCCAAUGCCCUUCCACUGGAAGCAGGAAGAACUCAAGUUCAACACAGCCCUGCGCAGGCUCCAGCACCGAGUGGGGGAGGCCCGCCUUCUGCGAGAAGCCCUGCAGCAGAGGGCGGAGGCUGGCCAAGUGUCUCCGCACAGCUUGAUAGAAACGCCGGCCAAUGGGCCUGGGCCAAGUGAGGCCCUGGCUGCUUUGCUGCAAGAGACAGUCGGGGAGCUGGAGGCGGCCCAGGCACUGGUGCUGAAGAGGAUUCAGAUUUGGAAGCGGCAGCAGCAGCUGGCAGGCAAUGGCGCGCCCUUCGAGGAGAGCCUGGCUCCACUACAGGAGAGGUGUGAGAGCCUGGUGGACAUUUAUUCCCAGCUCCAGCAGGAGGUAGGGGCAGCUGGUGGGGAGCUUGAGCCCAAGACCCGGGCAUCGCUGAUUAGCCAGCUGGAUGACGUCUUGCGAGCCCUCGUGACCAGUGCUGGGCCUGCGGUUCCUGGGGGCUCCAGCCAAGCCUCCCAUGGUCAGGGCCGACAUGGUGACUGAGAAGCAGGCGAGGGAACUGGGCAUGCCCCAGGGCCCCGGGACUGGAGCAGAAAGCACUGGAGAAAUCAUCAACAACACCGUGCCCCUGGAGAACAGCAUUCCGGGGAACUGCUGCUCUGCCCUGUUCAAGAACCUGCUUCUGAAGAAAAUCAAGCGUUGUGAGCGAAAGGGGACCGAGUCUGUCACCGAGGAGAAGUGUGCUGUGCUCUUCUCCACCAGCUUCACGCUUGGCCCCAACAAACAACCUGUCCAGCUCCAGGCCCUGUCUCUGCCCCUGGUGGUCAUUGUCCAUGGCAACCAAGACAACAAUGCCAAAGCCACCAUCCUGUGGGACAACGCCUUCUCUGAGAUGGACCGUGUGCCUUUUGUGGUGGCUGAGCGGGUGCCCUGGGAGAAGAUGUGUGAAACUCUGAACCUCAAGUUCAUGGCUGAGGUGGGGACAAACCGGGGGCUGCUCCCAGAGCACUUCCUCUUCCUGGCCCAGAAAAUCUUCAAUGACAACAGCCUCAGCAUGGAGGCAUUCCAGCACCGUUCUGUUUCCUGGUCACAGUUCAACAAGGAGAUACUGUUGGGCCGUGGCUUCACCUUUUGGCAGUGGUUCGAUGGUGUCCUGGACCUCACCAAACGCUGUCUCCGGAGCUACUGGUCAGACCGGCUGAUCAUCGGCUUCAUCAGCAAACAGUAUGUCACUAGCCUUCUUCUCAAUAAGCCCGAUGGAACUUUCCUCCUCCGCUUCAGUGACUCAGAGAUUGGGGGCAUCACUAUUGCCCACGUCAUCCGGGGCCAGGAUGGCUCCCCGCAGAUAGAGAACAUCCAGCCAUUCUCUGCCAAGGACCUGUCCAUUCGCUCACUGGGGGACCGAAUCCGGGAUCUCGCUCAGCUCAAAAACCUCUAUCCCAAGAAACCGAAGGAUGAGGCUUUCCGGAGCCACUACAAGCCUGAACAGAUGGGUAAGGAUGGCAGGGGUUAUGUCCCAGCUACCAUCAAGAUGACUGUGGAAAGGGACCAGCCACUUCCCGCCACAGAGCCCCAGAUGCCUACCAUGGUGCCCCCUUAUGACAUUGCGAUGACCUCUGAGUCCUCCAUGAGCAUGCAGCUCAGUCCAGACAUGGUGUCCCCGGUAUACCCAUCACACUCUCACUCCAUCCCUUCCUAUCAAAGCCUCUCCCCAGAAGAAUCUGUCAAUGUGUUCCCAGCCUUCCAGGAAUCUCACCUGCAGAUGCCCCGCAGUCUGGGCCAGAUGAACCUGCCCUUUGACCAGUCUCACCCCCAGGGCCUACUGCCAUGCCAGCCUCAGGAACAUGCGGUUUCCACCCCUGAGCCACUGCCCUGCGCAGAUGUGACCAUGGUUGAAGACAGCUGCCUGAGCCAGCCAGUGGGAGGGUUCCCUCCGGGCUGGAUUGGUGAAGACAUGUUCCCUCCCCUGAUGCCUCCCACUGAGCAAGACCUCACCAAGCUUCUCCUGGAGGGCCAAGGGGAGUCAGGGAGUGGGUCUUUGGGAGCCCAGCCCCUCCUGCAGCCUUCUCCAUAUGGGCAGUCUGGAAUCUCCAUGUCCCACCUGGACAUAAGGGCCAACCCCAGUUGGUGAUCCCAGCUGGAGAGGAGCCCAGAGACAGCUCUUCUACAACCCCAUGGCCUGCUCUGGAACACCUGCUCAUGUUCCUGCUAAGCCCCAGAGCAAACGGGGAGGAUGCCUUCCUAUCCCCACCUACUCCUCCAUCAGGAGGAGCAUGCAUGGUGGGUGGAGCCACUCCACUCCUUCCUUCCUACCGCACACCCCUGUCAACCCCCUUCCAACACUGGAAGGAAAGUCGGGCUCCAAAGCAAGACAUGCCCCCACACACUUGCAUCCUCAGAAUGCGUGCACACACGUGUGCACACACACGCACACACACAACUCUCUGUGGAAGAUGGGGCCUGGGAGGGGCGAAAGGCUGGGUGACAACAGGUUAGAGAACGGAGGGCUUCUCCACUCACUCUACUACAGGGCCUGAGACACGUGUAGAAACACGCAGACAUGUGCACACAUCAGCACUAGAGGAUGGGGUUAAUGGGCAUGGGCUUGAGUUCCAGCCCCGAGGGGAUGGGGCUGCAGUUCAAGAGACCCUGGUGAGAGGAGAGAAGUCUGGACGUGGGGUUACUGAGAUGGGUUUUGCCCCGAUUAACAAAUCUCCAGAAGCCUCAAGUUCCCAUCAGUCAGAUGGAGGCUCUUGGAAUGUGUAUAAAAAUUCUAAGUACAAAGCCCAAGUUUCUUUGUGUAUAGCUGCGUGGAAGUGCACUUGAGACAUGUUAACGUACAGAUGUCACACAUCUGGUCACACACUUUUGCCUAUGUGACAAGUUGGGAGUGAGACGCUAAUUCACCAGGGAAGGUGCUGGCCUCUGAGCAGUGUGUCUACCCCAGAGUACUCUAGGCUCUGAGUGUGACUAUGCCCAGGUGGGUCUAGGUGACCCUGACAUCUUCUGUUAUGGCUAUAGCUUCAGGAGCCUAAUACGUCCAAUGCUGCCUGGAGGCCUGGCAGUGAGAGUCUUGGGUCCAUGUCUAGCCAUGUGGCCCUCUAGUGUAUCAGGGGGCCCUACCAACUGCUUCUCCCCCAGCCCCCCAAUAUACUUCCAGCUUCUCUCCACUCCUAUAUCCCUCGCCACCCUUUCUCCCUCUUGCGGGGGAAGUCAUAGAUCCUAAGCCAUAAAAUAAAUUUUAUUCCAAAAUAACAAAAUAAAUAAUCUACUGUACACAA
This is a messenger RNA of Tupaia belangeri chinensis (Chinese tree shrew), 3897 nucleotides long. It is a transcript of the gene STAT6, whose product is annotated as signal transducer and activator of transcription 6. Lineage: Eukaryota; Metazoa; Chordata; Mammalia; Scandentia; Tupaiidae. Gene Ontology annotation, biological process: signal transduction; regulation of DNA-templated transcription. Gene Ontology annotation, molecular function: DNA binding; DNA-binding transcription factor activity. The record is from RefSeq and is a predicted model, not a curated record.